AUGUUAGGGGUGGCACCAGUGGUGGCCAAUCACUUUUCAGUGGUGGCCAGUGCCACCCCUGGCCACUCCCUGGACACGCCCCUGGAUGAGAGGGGGAGAAGGUCCUGCUGUUGGGGAACUUCACCAACCCGUGCAGGGAUCUGUCAGCCAGCGGGUCAGAGGGAGAAGACGAGCAGUACGAGGGGUUCCCCUCCGACUACUCUGACCUGUGUCCCGGCAGCCCCCUCUCCUGCUCCCGAUGCCUUCAACCCCUGCGAGGACUUGCUGGGCUUCUCCUUACUGCGCAGCCUCACCUGGCUGGUCCCCACGCUGGCCCUGGCCGGGAACUGCUCCGUGCUCCAGGUCCUGCUCUCUAGCCGGCAGAAGCUGUCCGUGUCCCGCUUCCUGGUGUGCAACUUGGCGCUGGCGGACCUGUGCAUGGGCCUGUACCUGCUGCUCAUCGCCUGCAUGGACCAGCGCUCGCGCCGCGAGUACUACAACCAUGCCACGGCAUGGCAGACUGCGGCGUGGCUGGCUUCCUCAGUGUUCUCUAGCGAGCUGUUUGUGUUUAUGCCGACAGUGAUCACGCUGGAGCGAUGGCACACCAUCACGCACGCCCUGCGCUCUCACAAGAAGCUGCGUCUGCGCCAGGUGGCGGCCAUGAUGGCGGUGGGGUGGGCCUUCUUGCUCCUGCCCACCCUCCUGCCCAUGCUAGGAGUCAGCAGCUACUCAAAGGUGAGAAUGUGCCUGCCCAUGGAAAUCGAAGGCGUGGGCUCGCAGGUGUACGUGGUGUCCAUGCUGCUCUUCAACGUGGCAGCCUUCCUGCUGGUGUGCUACUGCUAUGCACGCAUUUACCUCAGCGUGCACAACCCCGUGGCCACACACCACGGCGACGCCAAGCGCAUGGCCGUGCUCAUCUUCACAGACGUCCUCUGCAUGGCACCCAUCUCCUUUUUCGCCAUCUCGGCCGCGCUGCGCAUGCCGCUCAUCACAGUGUCUCACUCCAAGAUCCUGCUGCUGGUGUUCUACCCUCUGAACUCUCUGUGUAACCCGGUGCUGUCCACGCGACAUGCUGCUGGGCCCUGCUGCUGGGCCCUGCUGCUGGGCCCUGCUGCUGGGCCCCUGCUGCUGGGCCGCUGCUGCUGGGCCGCUGCUGCUGGGCCGCUGCUGCUGGGCCGCUGCUGCUGGGCCGCUGCUGCUGGGCCCUGCUGCUGGGCCCUGCUGCUGGGCCGCUGCUGCUGGGCCCUGCUGCUGGGCCGCUGCUGCUGCCGGGUGCAGGUGCCCCCCCGGACACCCAACUCCCUCCGCUUCUACACCUACCACAUCAAGAUGCAGGGUAGCUUUCUCAACAAGGGCCCAACAUGACCCAAAUAACCCAUGUUUGCUUUUUUGGCAACAAUGAAAUUAGACAAUUAUAUAUGUAGUUGUUAUUGGAGUAUGGAUUUACAUAUAUUGUACAUAUUGAAAAUCUCAGUUCAAUUUUUUUUCUCUAAUAAAACAUUUAUAAAAUAGAGCCUGUUGUGUAACAAACAUUCUGCAUGACUCCUGCUAAACCAAAAGCGACACCAAUUUAGAAAAUUACAAUUAAACCUGAAAACUAAAUUGGCAGUUAAACUGAGAUGUGAGGGUUAGAUGUUAAAGAUGUGAGGGGAGAGAUGUGACCAAGGUUUCCCCAUGCUUAGUUCACACUAGUGCAAAGUGUAUAAAUAAGCGUAUAAAUCAAAUGUAUUUGUAUAUCCCUUUUUACAAGCAAUGUCACAGAGGGCUUCACAUACACCCAUAGAACUGCCCCUCAGCCAACCUCAACCCUCAAGUAUCCCUCAGUAUACCUACAUUAAAACAUAGCCAGUGUGUUAAGGUGUUGUCAGGAGUUUGAUAAUGUUCCCUCAACACAGUUUAAACAGCCUUGC
Osmerus eperlanus (European smelt) is the source of this 1889-nucleotide messenger RNA. RefSeq names its product luteinizing hormone/choriogonadotropin receptor (gene lhcgr). The record is from RefSeq and is a predicted model, not a curated record. Gene Ontology annotation, cellular component: plasma membrane. Gene Ontology annotation, molecular function: luteinizing hormone receptor activity; G protein-coupled peptide receptor activity. Gene Ontology annotation, biological process: ovulation cycle process; hormone-mediated signaling pathway; male gonad development. NCBI's taxonomy places the organism in Eukaryota, Metazoa, Chordata, Actinopteri, Osmeriformes, Osmeridae.